GGCAGCACUGUUGUAAAAAAACUUUGACCACAUGUUUAUUUUGGAACGUUGAAAAACAAAAAAGAAGAAAAAAUUUGAAUCCGAUUUUCUGUUGUUUUUGGUUGUUAUCGAAAAAUGGGACGUAAAAUUUAUAUUGGUAAACCAACCGAUCAUUUAGGUCGUACUGUAUUUCAAAUAUUGGCUAAUCUAAAGAAUUUCGGUAUCGGUCGUAUGUUAACUCGUCAUGAAUUUGAUAAAUUUCCUGAACCAUCAUAUCAUAUUGUUAAACGUGUACAAACAUAUAUGGACCCUGAAUUAAAAUAUGGUACAAUUUGGUGUGAAACCGUAAUACGUGGUAAACGUUUACCCGAUAUUCGACCUUUGACAAUAACCUAUCGACCGGAUUUUCGUUUAAUACCGAAAGAUGAAGAAAAAGAAUUUAUCGGUAAUUAUUCGAUAACAAAUUUAGGUGAUAAUAAAAAUAUAUUACCUAAAUAUUAUCAAUUACCACCAUUGAUGCGUGAAUGGAUGCAUCGUUAUAAAGCAAGACGUCAUCAUCAUGAUCAAGAUGAUCAAAGUCUUGAAGAAUUUCUUAUACCAUUUGUAUAUCAGGACAGGAAAGAUUUGAAAAAAACAGAUGCCGAUCUAUUUUGGAUUGCUAAUCGUUUGGCUGAAGAUGGAGAAAAAGCUACAAUCGAUUUUGAUGGUCAUUAUCAUUUUAAUCAAGAUUAUUUAGAAAAUUGUACAAAAUAAUUGUUUUCUGUUUUAGCCAAAAAAUGUUUGUAAAUAUAAAU
Dermatophagoides pteronyssinus (European house dust mite) is the source of this 773-nucleotide messenger RNA. It is a transcript of the gene mRpS34, whose product is annotated as mitochondrial ribosomal protein S34. Gene Ontology annotation, cellular component: mitochondrion. NCBI's taxonomy places the organism in Eukaryota, Metazoa, Arthropoda, Arachnida, Sarcoptiformes, Pyroglyphidae. Gene Ontology annotation, molecular function: structural constituent of ribosome. The record is from RefSeq and is a predicted model, not a curated record.